AUGUUUCAGGAAGCUGACAACAUACUACAGAUAUACCGUGAUGAGGGACUUCCCGUUCCAGAAUAUCGAACACAUGAUAACAGUUAUUCAUAUGGAGGUAAUUAUGGAAGCAUUACUUAUUUGGGGGAGUACUCAGGGGGGCAUACAUCAGAUGAAGCUCUAGCUAGACACUUGCAGGAGAUGGAGGAUAGUUUCCACAACUUUUCCUUUGAUGAACCUUUUAGAACAGCGGCCGGAGGAGUCAGUCAAGGAGGACCUUCAUUUUCGGGUGACAAUAAUGGAGUUCAAGAUGAUUUUAAUCCUGAUGAAAUGACUUAUGAGCAAAUUUCCGAAUUAGAACAAUCCAUUGGAACUGUAAAAAAAGGACUAUCAGAAGAGCAGAUGUCCCGGUUACCAACCCACAAAUACAAAGGACCAUCCAAGAAAAAAGGCAAAUCUGCUGAUGAUGACUCAGAGUAA
Durio zibethinus is the source of this 459-nucleotide messenger RNA. Lineage: Eukaryota; Viridiplantae; Streptophyta; Magnoliopsida; Malvales; Malvaceae. The record is from RefSeq and is a predicted model, not a curated record.